Molecule: messenger RNA, 609 nt
Organism: Melampsora larici-populina 98AG31
Lineage: Eukaryota; Fungi; Basidiomycota; Pucciniomycetes; Pucciniales; Melampsoraceae
Exons: 1
Coding region: 1-609 (202 amino acids)
Source: RefSeq, a predicted model, not a curated record
AUGCCAUCGCUUCGCAUCAUCAAAGGGAAAGGGGUGAAUAAUCGCAGUAAGGAACCCAAGCCUACUACACCCUUGCAACGGCAACUAGUUCAGAACCGCAAACGAGAUUUGGAGCAUGCGGAGGCUUCACAUGCUGCCCUUACCAACAUGCUCAACCAGGAACAGGAAGCACGGCAGCAUCCUGGUGAAAUGCUUGCAGAAAAUAUCCCCGCUGGCCCCGAUCCUUUGGACGAUGUAGGUGAAGUGGAAGACGAUAUUGACGUAAAUCGAUUUAUGCUGGCUGGUGAACCCCCUGAGAACUUUGGCGAUGUAGACGACCCGAUAUUAGCCGCUUUGCGAAGAGAAACACACCUAGCUGAUUGCCUGGCCCACGAGAAACAAUGGUCUUGGCAGUACGCUAUUAUGUUACCAACGUUCCUUCGAGCCAGGCUAGAAACCUCAAAUUGGGGAAACCAACUCAAAUGGAAUGAAGACUUACGACCUCCGUGCAAUUGCACAAUGAGGACUGAACGAGACGUUGACCUGGUUGAUCUACUGUGUGAGUUAGGUACCAUGGGUGCGGGUGCAAUUUUAGCUGGGCCACUUUUUCACAUUCAUACACCUAAUUGA